This is a messenger RNA of Perognathus longimembris pacificus (Pacific pocket mouse), 6045 nucleotides long. RefSeq names its product ankyrin repeat domain containing 50 (gene Ankrd50). Bases 929 to 5209 code for a protein of 1426 amino acids. The transcript is spliced from 5 exons. Lineage: Eukaryota; Metazoa; Chordata; Mammalia; Rodentia; Heteromyidae. The record is from RefSeq and is a predicted model, not a curated record. Gene Ontology annotation, molecular function: protein binding.
CGGGCCGCGGCGCACGGCAGUCGCUGGGAUCCUGGAGGCGGGUCUGGCGAGGCGGCUAGCGUGUCCCUGCCGGCGAGCGGGCGGCGGCGGCGGCGGCGGAGGCGGCGGUGGGUGCCCGGGACCCGCGCUUGUCUGCGGCGCGGUGCGGUGCGGAGCAAGUGCCUGAGGCGGAGCCGGCGGCGCGGACGACGGCCGCCGCGGAGCCGAGUUACUUAUGGAAAUUGUUGGUUUCCUGGACAUUUUAACAUUAAGGAACCUCUGGAUUGGUUUAUUAGCCAUCUGCUUACUGUCUGGAAAGGUGCAUUUGAAGAAGGCUUCCAACUAAGAAGGUGUUCAAAGUACUUUGCCUUUUCUGCUGUGUGGCAGACUAAUCUGAGACGAUGCCUAGCACUUGCCCAGCGUCCUGAAACUGGCAUCCUUCAUGAAGAGAUUCAGUGCUACCUAUGAACUGUGUCAGUGUCAUCUUGAAGACAAUGGACAGCUUUUCUGUGUCUAAUUUUCAGAUACAGGUUUUGCACUUGGAAUUUGGAGCAGCAUUUUGUUUAAUUUGAAAGUUUAGGCUUUCCAGUAGUCUUCCAGAUGCAUUGUCUCAUCUGUACACUUGAAACAUCCACAAUCACAUGACCUCUAGAUAGAACCAUGGAGCCCUAUAACCCAAAGAGAUGCAGGAAAAGUGUUGCUGAACUUUGGCACCAGGCAUUUUCUCAUCAGUUAAGCAAUUGAACUGGUGUAUGUGUUCUCUGCUUAUCCAGAAGAUGGAACCAAAUAGUGCCCUGCACAUUCUGUUGCCAAAAAGAUUCUGUGGCUGUUGAAUUUUACUCUGUCAUUCAGAAUCAACUUAUGCAAGUCAGGAGCAAAGGGAUGUAAAGACCAGCGUUGAUGUAUUCGGAUCCUAGUGAAGGUUGAAGGUAAAAAAACAAACCCUAAUAUGACUAAUCCUUGGGAAGAGAAAGGCUGCAAAAUGGCCCAGACAAGUUUACUGCAAGGAAAGCAGUUUUACUGUAGGGAGUGGGUUUUCCACAAGCUUCAGCACUGCCUCCAGGAGAAGACCAACUGCUGUAACAGCACUGCCAGUACCCCAUCCCAUGUCAUGAAUUCCGGGAACAACACUGGUGCUGUCUCUGGCAAAGGAGCUGCCUGGGGAGUUUUGCUGGUCGGAGGGCCCGGCAGUGGCAAGACAGCCCUCUGCACUGAGCUCUUAUGGCCAAGUUCCCCGACAAGCUUGCAGAGAGGUUUACAUCGCCAGGCCUUGGCGUUUCAUUUCUGCAAAGCCCAGGACUCUGACACUUUGUGUGUUGGAGGGUUUAUCAGAGGGCUGGUGGCCCAGAUCUGCCGCAGUGGGCUGCUCCAAGGGUAUGAGGACAAGCUGAGGGACCCAGCAGUACAAAGCCUCCUGCAGCCUGGGGAGUGUGAGAGGAACCCCGCGGAGGCCUUCAAAAGGUGCGUGCUGCUCCCUCUCCUGGGAGUGAAGCCCCCCCAGCAGAGCCUCUACCUGCUUGUUGACUCAGUGGAUGAAGGGUGGAACAUCGCCGAAGGCGAGCAGACCUCUAGCAGCUUCUCUGGAACGGUGGCUGAGCUCCUAGCCGGACACCAUGACUUCUUUCCACCCUGGCUAUUACUGCUCUGCUCUGCCCGAAAACAGAGUAAGGCUGUGACUAAAAUGUUUACCGGCUUUCGGAAAAUAAGUUUAGAUGACCUUCGGAAGGCAUAUAUUGUGAAGGACGUCCAACAGUAUAUUCUUCAUCGUUUAGAUCAAGAAGAAGCUUUGCGCCAGCACCUCACCAAAGAGACCGCUGAGAUGUUAAACCAGCUCCACAUCAAGAGCAGCGGGUGCUUCCUUUACCUAGAGCGAGUUUUAGAUGGAGUUGUAGAAAACUUUAUUAUGCUACGAGAGAUCCGUGACAUCCCGGGAACUCUGAAUGGUCUGUAUCUCUGGCUGUGCCAAAGGCUUUUUGUAAGGAAACAGUUUGCCAAGGUGCAGCCCAUCCUGAAUGUGAUUCUCGCCGCCUGCCGACCGUUGACAGUGACGGAGUUAUACCAUGCCGUGUGGACCAAAAACAUGUCCUUGACCUUGGAAGACUUCCAGCGCAAGUUAGAUGUCCUUUCCAAAGUUCUCGUGGGUGGGCAAGGGAACACGAAAAUCCUCUUCCACUACAGCUUUGCCGAGUGGCUUCUGGACGUGAAGCACUGUACCCAGAAGUACUUGUGCAACGCCGCCGAAGGGCACAGGAUGCUGGCCAUGAGUUACACCUGCCGAGCCAAGAGCCUGACCCCGCUGGAAGCCCAGGAGUUCGCCUUGCACCUCAUCCACUCCAGCCUGCAGCUGGAGCCCGCCGAGCUGGCCCUGUGGAUGAUAUGGAAUGGCACCCCGGUUCGGGACUCGCUGUCCACACUGGUCCCCAAGGAGCAGGAGGUACUCCAGCUGCUGGUGAAGGCCGGGGCUCAUGUCAACAGCGAGGAUGAGCGCACCUCCUGCAUCGUCCGGCAGGCCCUGGAGAGGGAGGACUCCAUCCGGACCCUCCUGGACAACGGCGCCUCGGUGAACCAGUGCGACCCCAACGGCCGCACCCUGCUGGCCAACGCUGCCUACAGCGGCAACCUGGACGUGGUGAACCUGCUGGUGUCCCGGGGCGCCGACCUGGAGAUCGAGGAUGCCCACGGGCACACCCCGCUCACCCUGGCUGCCAGGCAGGGCCACACCAAGGUGGUGAACUGCCUGAUCGGGUGUGGCGCCAACAUCAACCACACGGACCAGGACGGCUGGACGGCCCUGCGCUCAGCGGCCUGGGGCGGCCACACGGAGGUGGUGUCGGCACUGCUGUACGCGGGCGUGAAGGUGGACUGCGCGGACGCCGACGGGCGCACGGCGCUGCGGGCCGCGGCCUGGGGCGGCCACGAGGACAUCGUGCUGAACCUGCUGCAGCAUGGCGCCCAGGUGAACAGGGCCGACAACGAGGGCCGGACGGCGCUCAUCGCCGCUGCCUACAUGGGCCACCGCGAGAUCGUGGAGCACCUGCUGGACCACGGCGCCCAGGUGGACCAUGAGGAUGUGGACGGGCGCACGGCGCUGUCGGUGGCCGCGCUGUGCGUGCCCGCCAGCAAGGGUCAUGCAGCAGUGGUGAGCCUGCUGGUGGAGCGCGGCGCCGAGGUGGACCACUGCGACAAGGACGGCAUGACGCCGCUGCUGGUGGCCGCCUACGAGGGCCACGUGGACGUGGUCGACCUGCUGCUGGAGGGCGGCGCCGACGUGGACCACGCGGACCACAACGGUCGCACGCCGCUGCUGGCGGCCGCGUCCAUGGGCCACGCGUGCGUGGUGAACACGCUGCUGUUCUGGGGCGCGGCGGUGGACAGCAUCGACGGCGAGGGCCGCACGGUGCUGAGCAUCGCGGCCGCGCAGGGCAGCGUGGAGGUGGUGCGCACGCUGCUGGACCGCGGCCUGGACGAGAACCACCGCGACGAUGCGGGCUGGACGCCGCUGCACAUGGCGGCCUUCGAGGGCCACCGGCUCAUCUGCGAGGCGCUCAUGGAGCAGGGCGCGCGCACCACCGAGACGGACAACGACGGGCGCGUGCCGUGCAUCCUGGCCUCGCAGGAGGGCCACUACGACUGCGUGGCGGCUCUGCUGGAGGGCCCGUGCCCCGUGGACCAGCGCGGCUAUGACGGGCGCAACGCGCUGCGUGUGGCCGCGCUCGAAGGCCACCGCGACAUCGUGGAGCUGCUACUGAGCCGUGGCGCCGACGUGGACGGGCGUGACGCGGACGGGCGGCCCACGCUCUACAUGCUGGCACUCGAGAACCAGCUGGCCAUGGCCGAGCUGCUGCUGCAGAGCGGCGCCGACGUGGAGGCGCGCGAUGCCGAGGGCCGCACAGCACUGCACGUGUCGUGCUGGCAGGGCCACGCCGACAUGGUGCGUGCGCUGCUGGCGCGCCGCGCCGACGUGAACGCGGCCGACCACGAGCGCCGCUCGGCGCUGCAGUCGGCUGCCUGGCAGGGCCACGUGCGCGUGUGCCAGCUGCUGCUUGCGCACGGCGCGCGCGUGGACCACGCGUGCAACCAGGGUGCCACGGCACUGUGCAUCGCGGCGCAGGAGGGCCACGCGGAUGUGGUGCGUGUGCUGCUGGAGCACGCCGCCGACCCCAACCACGCCGACCAGUUCGGCCGCACCGCCAUGCGGGUGGCCGCCAAGAACGGGCACGCGCAGAUCCUGCGGCUGCUGGAGCGCUACGGCGCCGCGGCACUCAACGGCUGCGCGCCCUCACCCGUGCACGCCAUGGAGCCGCAGCCCCCGCCGCCCGCCCCGUCUCGCGGCCCGUCCCUCACCACCCAGUCGAGCAGCUCGGGCAGCACCGGGGCCUCGGCGCUCGGGGCACCGCCCCCCGGCCCCGGCCCUGCGCAGGCGCUCAGCUCGCCCUCCGAGUCCCCCGACUCCACCGUGGACCGGCACAAGUCCUCGCUCUCCAACAACUCCCUCAAGAGCUCCCAGAACUCCUCCCUGCGCACCACGUCGUCCACGGCCACGGCGCAGACGGUGCCCAUGGACAGCCUGCCGGGCCUCAGCUUCACCGAGCAGAUCCAGCAGCACUCGCUGCCGCGCAGCCGCAGCCGCCAGUCGGUGGUGUCCCCGUCCUCCACCCCGCACGCGCUGGCGCCCGCACCUGGCCCCGCGUCGCCCUGCGCUGAAGCUGACUGGAGCCAGCCCCAGCCCGGGGCUAAGUCCCCCAGGCCGCCCAAGGGAGCGCCGCCGCCGGAGAGCGCCGGCAAGGCGGGCUCAGCCGGGAGAAAGGCCGGGAAGCCCAGCGGCUGCUCCCAGCCAAAGGUUCUCGAAUACGAAAUGACCCAGUUUGACAAGCGGGGACCCGUGGGCCAAGGCGGGAGCGGUGCGCCCCUUAAACAAGGACCCGUGGACGCUCAGAGCAAAGUCCUGCCGCCUGGCACCCCGCAGGACGCGGGCCGGGGACCCCCGCCCCUGGGCGGAGAGCAGAAGAGGAGGAAUGGGAUCAUGACGAACCCCAACUACCACCUGCAGGGCAGCCAGGUGUUCCUGGGGCGGGUGUCCGUCCCGCGAGCCCUCCCCGACAGAGGCCACCAGGACGUGUUAGAGGGGUACCCUCCCCCAGAGACAGAACUGAGCCUUAAGCAAGCCCUGAAGCUGCAGAUGGAGGGCUCCGACCCUGGCUUCAACUACAAAAAGGAAACGCCGUUAUGAAAGAAAGUGUGCUAUCCUGGGGAAUAGACGACAUUGAAGGAAUGAAUGGUUCUUCAGCUACCAGAUGAAGACAUAAAAUGCCUGUUGAUGUGCUGGAAAAAAAUCUGAAGAAUGUAACAUCCCAGGAUAGUUAGCUUAAUUACUGUAAUGUGCCUGACCGGCAGGGCUGCCUUCUCAAUGUGACCCUGUGUGCUUAACAAUCUCAUUGUGUGUGCUUUGUAUUCGCAACCCAGGAAAAGCACUGUUUGAAGAAAGAAUGCAGAGGUGCGCACAGCUCCCUGGUAAAGCUGAAGAAAAAAGCAGCCUCUGAGUAAAGUAUUUUAAGUUAAGAUUUGAUAAAUGUGCAUGUGUCAGGUCAGAUAUGUAUGGAAGGCAGUGUUCCUUGUAUUUAUUUUCUUCUUCUUGUGGCAGAGAAAACUUAAGUGUACUAUUUCAGUCACAUUUGCAUCAUAGUGUAUGCCUGGUUCUUGUACCUUUACAAGCGUUUCUCAAUAAACUAAAUACUGCAGCUGUCUUACGUUCAGUACCCCUUCAGCCGUGGAGAAAAUGAGGUUCUACAGAAAUGCCACAGUGACAUGAAAACAUGGUUUCUUGAAACAUUCUCAGAAAAUGUCAUUUCUAAUAGUUUAGGGAGCUGUUUUAAGUAUUUUCCAAAAGCGCGCUGUCCUUCCACCUCCAAGAAGACAGACUCCUUCCCAAGGCAGGAUGCUUCUCAGCCACACACGUGUCCCUAGGGAGCACACUGAUCCCUGAAUAACUCAUUCCUGCCCUCUCCCCUCUCUCCCUCCUGAAGGUGCUUGCUCAGGAGAAUGGGUGUACUGCCCCCCCCCCUCCCA